CUCUCCACAGUAACAACUGAAAAUGUUUUUCGGUCUUUGAAAAAUCAAGACAGCUGAGUGUUCUGGAAUAUGACUACUGAAAUUCUUAAGAGAAAAAUUAACCAAAUUUUUCAACAAAUAUUUAGUACCUGGUAACACAAAAUACUUGAUAAGACACUGAAGAACACACAAAGAUGGAAAAACGACAGACACACUCCUCUGUCAGUGAAGAUUUUAAUAAUUCCUCUUGUGAUUAGGAUUUUUCAUUACCUAUGAUCUCCCACCCUGGCAGCAAAUGAUCCAAUAAUUUUAAUUUAACAUAUGAAGUUCCAAAGAAAAUUUCUUUCUUAUACUUCACAUUCAGUAAGCAAUGAUGACAUGCCCCUGUCAAUUUCAAUACUGACAAUAAAUGUGGUUGUAACAUUCAAACAAGCAAAAAACUACAAAAGAGUUAUCUAUUCCUCCCUAGAUCGCUGACACAUGGACUAUUUAUUAUCCUUUUGGACACAGGGGCUGCCCAGCACACUUGAGGUAGCCUCUUUUUCACUACCUAGUACCUAAAGAAUAUGAACUCAUUUCUGAUAGCCUGAUCAAAAUAUAACAGGUAAUCGGGAAUGUAAAUCUAUUGUUAUUAGGGGAGAAGAGAUGGCUCUUAAUUCUGGUACUUAGAAUUACGAAAAUGACAAUGCUUCCAGUUUAAAAAGGAAAACACACAAAUGUGUAGGUUUUUAAAAUGGUUUAGUCACCACUCAAAAGGGACAAGACCUAACAGCAAACAUAAAAACCAAUUUUCCUCUUUGAAAAAAAUCUGAUCUCAAGGGGAGAAAUAACACCAACACCUGCCAUAAAAUAUGUGAAAUAAACUUAAAUACUAAUGGGGGUGGGGGGCUGAUAUUCUCUUGCCAUAGAAGAAGCAAACACUAAUGCGUUAAAGUUAACAGGAAGCUAUCAGGGUUAUUUGGUGUAAACGGCACAAAAACAUGAAUAUUUUUAAGAGAUCUGGUGCAACGUGUAAGGCAGCUACUUAAAUGUCUGUGUAGAAAUCUAAUCAACCUUUCUUGCUGUUUGUCACGGGAAGAACUUCGCAGGGAGUAGCUCGCUAACAUUUUCUAGGCUCAAACUGCAAACCAUAAAUAGUAAUAGAAUUACGACGUAUAAUUCCACAGUGAUACUUCGGUUUGAGUAACCAGAAAAGGCGAGAUUUCCUCUUUCAUAGGUGGAGAGGGGAGAUGAGGAGGGAUUUGAAUUAAAGAAAAGUAAGACCAAGUAAAAGUCUAUUGGGGAAAAAACUUGGAGCAAAAAAGAGAAACGGAGACAGAACGGAGAGGAGUAAAAACGGGAAGAAAAGCGGGAAAGAAUGGCAAAAAAAAAGAAAGAAGGAUGGAGAAAGUUGUGAGAGAUGACAACUGGAGGAAAGGGAAAAUUAUCAAGAGGAUGCAACACUAGCAAAGUGAAGCAAAGAAAAUCUGUGAAGUUUGAAUAAGCAGCCUUCCCAAGAUGUACCGAAUAUCUCAACUGAUGUCAACACCAGUGGCAAGGUCUUCCAAGCCCGAGAGAGAAUAUGCUGGAGAGCUGUCUUCCACAUGCGUUUUUCCAAGUUUUACCUGUGACUUCCUGCAUGGUGACAGUCCCUUUGACUGCUGCUCCACAGAUGCCCUGACAGGCUCCCACUUUCCCUGUCGCCGAAGUCCCAGACUCCUCACCAAUGGCUACUACGUUUGGACAGAAGACAGUUUUGUCUGCGACAAAGAUGGCAACAUAACCCUGAGCCCAUCUCAAACCAGUGUUAUAUACAAGGAGAACUUGGUUAAAAUAUUUAGAAAGAAAAAGAGGCUCCGCCGUUCUUUUUCUUCCCUCUUCCAACUCGGUGCCUCGAAAUCCUGGCUGCAUGGAAGUAUCUUGGGCGAUGUUGACUCUUCCUCAAGUGAGGACAUUUGGUUGGACGAGGCCAGCAGGCUGGACAUCCACCAUCGCAGUGAAAACGAAACCAGUUUGUUGGGAGAAGUCUCCUUUCAAACGAUUCUACUUGCUGCAUGUUUGAUCAUUUGUGCAUGCGCGAGAUGGUUUCUAGGAGGAAUAUUAGUCAGUGUCUUCACAGGCUUCUUGGUGGUGACUAUUGCUUAUGUUGUCAAGUCACUGUUUCUCAGCCUUGCCAGCUAUUUCGAAGCCACCACCUGUGUUCGGUUUGCCAAAUUUGACAGCCAUUCAGGAGCGCCUCUGAUGAAUGUCUUCAGUCUGGAUAUCCGGAAAUUGUCCGAUUCGCAGUCUGCUUGGAACAGCUGCUUUAUUGGAAGGAACUCUUCUGCCUUCACAAAGAGGCUGGAGUUUGAUCCUCUGCUGAUUUUGCUAUUUCAAGUCAAUCGUCGAAUUUUAGUAGGACAGAUCCACCAGCCAAACCCAACUCCAGGGUUUCCACAGAACAUUCUGAACCUGGAUCUUCAGUACGUGAAUGCCGUGGCUCCUUGUCUGCUCAAGAAACAGCUGACUUUGGAGGAAGAAGGACAGCCUGCUCCAUCUCUGCAGGUGGCGGGACCUUUCACAGCGGGGCAGUCCAUGGCCUUGGCCUCACAGCAACUACUGAAGUCAGUCCAGGUCAGCUGCCGUGUGAUUUACUGUCACAUGGGCUCCUCGGUUCCCUUCUCUCUGCCGGCACCCUUCCAGACCUGGAGCAUGCUAAGAGACCUGCACUGA
Molecule: messenger RNA, 2670 nt
Organism: Pteropus alecto (black flying fox)
Lineage: Eukaryota; Metazoa; Chordata; Mammalia; Chiroptera; Pteropodidae
Gene: TMEM71
Product: transmembrane protein 71
Exons: 10
Coding region: 1477-2670 (397 amino acids)
Source: RefSeq, a predicted model, not a curated record